AUGACUGAGGUGGAGCCUGUGCUGGAUUUUGCAUCAUCAGGGCGCACUGGCCGAAGAAACGCCUUGCCAGAUAUCCUGGGUUCGCCAGCUGGUGUCAGCCCCACCGACUUGCCCCUGAAACUGGCAGAAAUGUCUAUUAACUCAGGGGUGGGAUUCUGCCGGUUAUUCUGGCUCUGUGGAACCAGUAGCUCUGAAGAGCAGCAGACAUAG
Pseudonaja textilis is the source of this 210-nucleotide messenger RNA. The record is from RefSeq and is a predicted model, not a curated record. Lineage: Eukaryota; Metazoa; Chordata; Lepidosauria; Squamata; Elapidae.